This is a messenger RNA of Melitaea cinxia (Glanville fritillary), 789 nucleotides long. RefSeq lists its product as uncharacterized. Bases 1 to 789 code for a protein of 262 amino acids. Gene Ontology annotation, molecular function: arylformamidase activity. The record is from RefSeq and is a predicted model, not a curated record. The transcript has 5 exons. Lineage: Eukaryota; Metazoa; Arthropoda; Insecta; Lepidoptera; Nymphalidae.
AUGUCGAGUAAACGGUAUUUAGAUGAUCAAGAUCUUUCUAUUAUACACGUGUUUGAUUUAACUCAUCCGACGACUUGGAGUAGUGUUAAAGAUUAUUACGGAGCGAUUGAAAAAAACUGGAAAAUAUGCGUAAAUUGUGGUAUACCUGGCUUAGGUACUGGAAUUCAUUUAGAGCACGCAGGAGCGUCGGGUUCUAUGCAACCGGCUAUUAUUCCUUCUGAGUAUCUUAUUACUCGUCUGGAAAUAGUAGACGUGAGCUACUUAUCAAAACAAGACCUCAAUUUCGUCCUUACUCUUGACGUGGCGUUACAAUGGACUACCCUCAAAUAUGACCCUCGAGAACCGACGUUAGUUCUAUUCAAAUUUGGAUGGACAGAUACAAAUCAAAAUAGAAAAUGUGUUUGUAAAAUACCUGGUCUAAGUUACGAGUUAGCAGAAUGGAUAGCGGCUAACUUAAGUCAUGUAGUUGGCGUGGCGACUGAUGCGCCUACUCUAGAAUCAGACCAGACCAGGGAACUGACUGCGAGAACAGUCUCCAACGUACUCGGAAAAAGUGGUGUCUACAUGAUAGAGAAUGUCAACAUACGGAGGCGACUACCAGAGCGUGGAUGCAUGACAAUAGCUAUGCCGCUGAAGCUACUAGAAGCAAGCUAUGUACCAACACGUCUGACCGCUUUGUGUCCGCCUCGACACAGCGACCGGCGCGUUAGCGUCGCCUUGAAGAAACAGACGCAAACACACUCAGCCAGCAGAGAUGAGGACGUCGAUUUGAACGAAAUAUUUAAUUAA